GCGCAUGCUCAAUUCAAUUAAAAGUUGCGUCCUAGGAGAAAGUGGCGGGCCUACAGGCUACGGUACAUGGUGUUGAAUUCCGCGAAUUGUAAUGUUACAGGAUGACAAAAUAAUUAUGUGACCAAAUUAGAGGACAGCUUCUGCACACCAGGACAGUAUUAUCUAUGCAGAACUUAAGAACAAAAAAGUGCUAAGAUGUCGUCAUCAGCAGAACUUUAUCAAGUUGGUUCAUCUGAAAAGAUCAAAGCAUUAGAAGAAGAACUAGCCAAGGAACUUCAGGAUCUUAAGAAUGAUAUUGAAGAGAAUGAGAUGCUGGGCAAAAUGCCCAAAGUUGCAAGCUCUGUGUCCCUUCCUAAAAGUGUGGAUCAUUUUAGAAAGCAGAGAGAGCAAGUCAUCAAGAGAGCUAUGGAGGUCAGUGAAGCCCAGCCACUUGUUAUUCAAGCAGAUGUCAUGAAAGAAGAAAUGGAAAACUGUCAGAAGAGAGAGUUUUCAAAGGAGAACCUUUCCCUUAUAUUGCAUCAGUUCUUUUGUGAUAAGAUUCAGCUACUAGUCCAAUGUAAACACAUGCAUAUGCUAAGAUGGAAGCGGUUCUGUGAGCACACCAGCACUCUUGAAGCACUCUAUCCACACUAUCAAAAUCAACUUGGAAUGAUUAUGUCUGAGUACAGUGAUGCCAUUGCACGAGCCAAGAGAUUAUCUGUCUCCAAUGAAGCGCUGGUAAUGGGGAAACCACUAGUUACUGAGAGCCUUGUUACUUUGGAAGAUAUGCAGAUCUAUACACGAUGGCUUGUUUCUUACUAUCACUCAGUUAAACGUAUACAUGCAUUCCUGAAGAUAAUUGAAUGGAUAGCUGUAGCUCACAAACAUGAAAUCUCACCAGAUGAAUUAGAUGAAUCUGAUCAGAUGAUCAAAAGUGACCAUCACACUGACCAGAAGAAUCAAGGUCCACAAACUCCUAAAGCCAUCAAUAGACCUGGCAGAUGGUCUAUCUUUGAUGGUAGACUUUCUAUGGGUGAAGUAUCUGUUGCUCCCUCUCCUGGUCAGACAUCUAUGUUAGAAAGUAUAAAGGAGAGAAAUGACAGCGGUGGGAUAGAUGAUGUAGGUGGAUCACUCCUAUCAUCAUCUGUUAAUGUCAUGAGUACUAAUACCAUCACCAAUACUCCACAGGGAGCUGCAGCAGCUGCUGCGGCAGGUGGAGGACCAGCAUCUAAUAGUGCUACAAUGGGGAUUCCAUGUCAUCUGCUCAAUCUAGAGGAUUUUAAACCUGUCCUUGAGUUUCUCAUGGCAUGCUAUUCAGUACACAUGAAUCUUGAUGACAUGGAGAGUGGAUCUGAUGAGAUGGAACUCAUAUCCAUCGUCACUCGCAAGUUUAAGUCAAACUUUACAAGACAAGAGCAACAGAAAACUUUCCCAACCUAUGACAAGUUAGAGACUGGCAAUGAAUCUUGGGGAGCAGAUACAUCAUCACACGCCUUACUCAAGGAGAGCAACUGGACACAGUUUAUCAAGCUCAAGCCUGAGAAAGAUCCCAAGCAAGAGAAGAUGAUGAUGAAAUUAAGACAGAGGAAUAGUAUUGAUGAACUACUGAGAGCUCAGUCACGUUUCAUCUCAGUUACAGACUUUGUGAAAGUGAUGGAUACCCUUCGAGCCCAUGCUAUAUCAGUAAGAGAACCAUCAAACUACCAAUCAGCAUCUGUAACAUCACACAGGACAGCUUAUAAUACUAACACAAUAUGGAGGAAGAUCUAUUGUAAUCCAGAGCUGUUUGAAAUUACGGGGCAAGAGGAAGACAUGGCUGUGAUGGAGUUUGAGGAAAAGGAUGUUAACACUAUGACCUAUGGUACAGGUUCACGUGCUGGUAGUGCAACAUCUCGUAGACUUAAGAAGAAAGGUGAAGAGAAUGAGUUUACAUUUGCUGAUGCAUUACAGAAGCUUGGUCUUGAAGAUGAUAGUAGUAGUCAACAGGAUCCUACCAUGGUACAAGGAGGCUAUCUCUCAUAUCUGUAUCUUCGUCAUCUUAGAAUCAGAGAUCUACAAAGGACUUGCCUGAGUGUGUUGAACUAUUUCCGUUCCAUAGAAAGAACCCUCACCAUCAAUGAUGAAGGUCUGUCUCUAGAGGGCGACACACAGAAGAGGUUUAGUCAUCAGAACCACAGACAAGGAACACCAGAAGCAGGCAUGGGAGGAGGAGGUGGACUUGGUAACCAUGGUUACCUGCAUAACACACCAGCAGAAUUCAAGUUGUCAGAAUCUGAGUUCAUGGAAUUUUCUGAUAUUGAGAACCAUGAUGAUUUCUAUACCAUUGAUGAAGGAAGGGUACAUGUACAAGAUCAAAGAGGUUAUUAUAUCAUCUAUCACAAGGCCAAGGAAGAUAUGAAGAACUUAGAGACUGAUCUCCUGCUGAUAGCAACACAUUUUAUUGAGAAAGAUCGUGAAAACAGGACUAAGAAAGACGGACCGGCAAUGUCACGUAUCAGCUCCUCAAGACGACAGAACCAUUGUGAUGAUAGUGUAGAUAUCCCUAGCUAUGGUCAUUCUCUUGUUGACCGUCAUGCUAUUCUCCUUGAUCUAUGGACCAAUGAAGCAGAGUUCCUAGAAAAUAAGAGACAGCUUCUUGAUGUAUACCUUGAAGCCUACCACAAUGUAUUUGAUAUGCAUGAGAAGAGAGCCCUCGCUCAGGAGAUGACAAACAUCAUUCACAAGCGUCCUCGCUUUGACUUUAAGAGAGAUUACUUUGUGCAUACGUACAAGAUGGAGUCUCGGUGUCUAAAACUUCAUUGUGGAGUGAUCAAGUCUGUCUCUGAUAAACAGAUUGAGAGUCAGCGUGAGUACAUCAAGCGCAUUACAAGAGAAGGGAACAAGUUUGGUCUUCCUCAUGCCAUUGUUAAAAAACAGCCAAUUUCAAUCAAUCUUAGCCGUCCCGCCCUCAAACAUGUCUUCCUUCUAGAGUUUCACCCCUCCCUAGCUCUCAUUAGUCGCAUCCCUCAGGCUGUUAAAUAUGCUUGCAACGAACUCUAUCAUUGUCAUGAACCUUCAACUGAAUCUGAAGCUAUUGCCAUGGAGAAGAAAUUAUGGGAGACUGUUCAGAAGGAAUGGGAUGAGAUGAAACCAAUGGGACAUAGCUUCAAUGCUCAAGUACAGAAAGAUCUGUUCUCUGAUCUGUUCAUUGAGGAUCCUCUGCUCGUCUGUGAGCUUGCAGCGACUCGUAUGGAUGCCCAGGAGGCUGCAGCAGGUAGAAGAACAGCCAAAGAAAAGCAGGCUGAUACCCUUAAGAUAUGGCUGGAUAUCAUGGAGACAAUAAAUUUGAGGCACAGGCUUGUGGAGACUUCUUGGGAGACUGAAAUUCUUUCUCGGUUAUACAGGGAGCAAGCAGUAGAGAUGGGUUUUGAUGAAUUUCAUAUGUUCAUGAGGUGUGUCCAGUUUGAGUUUGCUACUCAUAAAGAUGACGCUGACCAACCUCCUCCUCUCUUCAUGACCGCUCUUCAAGAAGAUGAUUCUAAUCUUGACCGUUACACUCCAGCCAAUAUCUUCUUGGCUAUUCAAGAACUGGAUGAAAAACAUGUUGGAAUGUUUAGUUUCCGUAGCAAGGAAGGCUGUCUGAAGAUCAUGAAGAAGAAUGGUCUGGAGAAUAUCCGUGUUAUUCUAAUGAUCCAGGUUGUUCAUAAGAAUUCAUUACUAGCUGCUAUUCAGCAGGGCAGUGUGUGUUCUUACUUCAAAGAAGCUGAUACUGAUAACACACCAGCAAGACAACAGCCUAGUAAUGCUCCAGUAGAGACGAGUCAUUCUGCUCAAUCUCAGGGUCGAAGGAAAUCCAGUGCAGUAGGUAUAUCUACACAGUCUGUGGUGUUUGCUGCUAAACUCAAAUCAAGCAUGGAGAAACAUAAGAGAUCCCCUGAAGCAUUUGUAUCUUUACAGCUUGAAAAGACUCCAUCCCGAGAUGUAAUGCUGAAUAAUUUCCUUCAGCUGAAAGCCAGUCGAGGAACCAUUAUGAAGAACCCAGAAGAAGUGGAGAAACUCAAAAGGGAACUGAUAGUGAAGUUCUGUCAUCGUUUCAUGAGGCGUGUAUCCCAGUAUUCUUUAAGAGGUCAAAUUAUCUCCUACAUUAAUAGUAUGAUGAACCUAUUAGAUGAGUUUGAUAUGGUCAAGAAAACUCACUUUGUUUGUGGUCUACAGAAUGAGAAGAAAGGUCCUGAAGACGAUGUAAAAGGAUUAGAAACAAAUCCAAGGGAAUUGAAGAAACGUCCAAGACGUUUACUCUCUCCUGAUGGUACCACACUCCUUAACAUGUGGUUUCUACCACAUCAUACUGAGUCUCUAGUCAUGUUCAAGACACUGGAUGAAGAUACAUGUGUGAGGGCACUCUCUGUCUCAUUAAGGAUUAUAUCAGCACUCCAUGACAUCCUACAGUACCUUUGUGCACACUCCAAGCUGGGUAGCUCACAUGCAAGACUUGGUUCUCAAAAGAAGGAUAUUACAGCAGACUGGGGUGGAACAGAAGGAAUCUGUUCUGAACUCAGAGAGAUUCAGAAACAAAUCAACAAUAUGGAGGAUCCUAAUGAUCCUGAACAGAUUGCAGAUUUUUUGAGUCUAAGACGUGAUAUUCUCUUCCUUGAGUUUGAUUCCUCCAUCCGUUACACCCUUCGAGAUACCCUGUUAUCAACAAAGAAUGUAGGUGGAUACCGCAGUGUGACCAUGAACAUGUCAUCAGCUCUCCCUGCUCUAAGCAAUGUUCAGAGACCAACACUCUACAACACUUACAUGUGUGUCCCAGAACCAUUGCAGCCAAGAGAUAGCAAGGCACAGGAGUUAUUUCCUUAUAGAACAUUCUUAGGAAGGCGAGGGCCAUUUAAUCUUAGAUUCUGGCAAUGGCAACAGAUUGAAAACAACAUGCAGCUAUGUCUAUCAGGACUCAAGGAUGUAGAUAGACAUGUUGCGAAUGGAGAGAUAUUAGGUGUAUCACUGCUGAUGGAAGAUGUUCUACUGAGCGGCCAACAGGAUAUUGUCAUGUCACCUGAUGAUAGUGAUGGUGAAGAUAUAGCAAUACAAUCCAGUAAGACUCCAUCUAGACCAAGAAGUGCUGCUAGUACCAGAUCAUCAUCUCAUUCUAGACCAGCUAGUGCUAGAAGUGGAUCUGUAAUUAAGGAGUCUAAGCAAGUUGUUUCAACUACCGGAAAAGCACUCUCCAGAACAAAGGAGCCUGUCAAGGCUUACUCCUUACUCAAAGAUUUCUUGUUACUAUGGAAACGCCUAGAGGUCUUCAAGGUUGAAUGGGGUCAACGUAAGAUUUCCAUUGAAGAGGUCAAUACUCCAGCCCUAUAUAGAAAGUUUUGUCAAACCUACAAGAUUGAGAUCCUCUAUCCCGUGGUGAAGAGUAUAGCCAGGAGAUAUGGACAGGGAGAUCUAUAUGAGGGUAUGGUAAUGGACUCAGAGCCUAUCGUUGCUCCUAAAGGAGCCUCAGAGAUGGAGCUUAGGGCUAAACAACUAGUCAAGCUCCUUGAUAAUCUGGAACAUCAUAUGAUCCAUGAGCUCCAGCGUAAGAUUGCCAAGGAGCAUGCCCUCGUUGUUGCCGAGAGAGCAAGGGAUGAAGGUAAUCUCCCAACUGACCUAUGGAAGAGACCGAUGAUUAAUGAACGUCUGAUGAUCCCCAAGCCUCAUGUUGCUGAUGACUUCUCACGUACACUUCAUAAUAUGGCUCAAAGAGAUGGUGACAAAGUAUUCUUUACAUCAGAUCAGUUAAACAGUGCUCUCACUGGGUUAGCUAAUGCUGUCAUGGCAAGAGAAAAAGGCAACUAUGAGAAUUAUUCAAUGUACUAUGAGAAUCUACUAAGACAACACCAUCAGUUGCUUUAUCAGCGAGAACAGGAGAUUAAACAUCUUCAGCAGGCCUAUGAUGAUAUUCAGACAGCGGCCGUGGUUGAUAUUCAAUGUCAAUUAGCAGAUAGGAGUCAUGACCUAUUAUUAGAGAUCACAGCAUUACGAUCUAAGCUAGCAGAGAUGAAUGAAGAAGCUAUGACCAAGGAAGAAGACAUUAGAAAUAAAGUCAAAGCUGAAUAUGAUGCUCUAGUUCAGAAUCUGUUCUAUAGUGCAUUUGCACUCAAACAACAAUUUGAUGAAUUUGGGUUGCGUCUUCACAAAGAGGCUUCAGACAUCGUAAGCCAGGUGCGACAGGAAGCUGUCAUGGCCAUGUCAAAGUUCAAAAAGAAAACAGCUGGAUCUGGAUCUGAUGAAGGACUGCAGUUAAAUCUAAAACGAGCUACAGAGCUUCAUGAAGUGAGAAAAGAGAACAAUGCUUUAACUAGAAGACUUGUGAAGAUGAAGAGCUUCAAUGGAUGGAAAACAACUAAACUUAGAGAGCAUUAUAAUGCAUUGGUUGGUCAGUUACAGCACGACCUAGACCGAAGUAAGCGGGACUACUUGGAAAUCAAAAUGGGUGCAAAUGAGGAAGUCAUUCUCCUACGUCAACAAGUGAUGGCGCUACGUAAGGCUUUGUCAACAUCUGAGAAGGAACGGGAGGCAACCAAGAAAGUUCUUGACAAAGAAAUGCGGAUCAAAGAAGAGCGUAAACAUCGUGAGGAGCAGGAAGCAAGAAACCAGCGACAGAUGGAGCUUGCUAGGGCUGCAACAUUAGAUCGUCUGAUGGAAGAAAUAGAAGAGAAGGCAGCAAAGCUUGAAAUAAUGGAAGAGGACUUAGAUAAGACAAGUCGUCUUUAUCACACAACCCAAGAAAAAACUCGCAAAGAAGUCACACAGGUGAAAUCUCGAUUACAUCAUGAGCGUAAUAUGAAACUAGAUGCUUUCAAUAGAGUUGAUGAACUACAGACUCAAGUUUAUGACUAUGAGUAUGCUGUAUCAAGUAUGUCACGCCCUUUCACAUCAAUGACUAUGAGAUCUAAGUCAUCUGGUAACGGUUCGGAGCGCCAGUCAAAGAGUCGAAACACCGUGACACCAGCACCCUCUACCACUACUACUGCUGGAGGGUUAACUUCCUUUCCUCCUAACUAUAGAUCUAUUACUCCUGAUCCUUACCAGCCUAAUAAUGAGAGAGAUCGUAUGACACAAAGACCUAAAACUGUUGGGACAAGGUUACGUAAUCGUAUCGCUGAGCAGCUUAUGACAGAUCUGACACCUGAUAGACAUGAGACUAUCAUGCAGCUACAGGCCAUAGAACAACAACACAACAUCAAUACUAAAUAUAAAGUCUAAAAAUAUCAAACACUUUGAAUUUCAUUUCUUCAAUAAAUGUGACUGAAUCCUUCGAACCUCUAAUAUUUGAAAAUUCUUUGAUUCAACAAAUUUGUAUUGUAUUGUCUCUUUGUGUCACUCUAGUUUGACACCAUAAACAGGUUCGCACACCAAAGUAUAUAUUUUAUAUCCUAUAACUUCUGCCUUUAUUGAGAUAUAUUAUAAGGAUUUGUCUUUCAAAGGAGGUUUGGCAGGGUCUUAUUUUAUUUCAAUCCAAUAUUUUUUUUUUUUUCACAUUUCAGUUUUCAGGUUCAGUUCUUAAAUCAGUUUUAAAAGAUUGUUGAUAAGUGAACAUACAGUUGAGUCUACCCAAGUCAAAUCUAUAAUGGGGCAUUGCAAGAAACUUACGAUCAAUUGCAAGUCUAUUUUUGAUCCCUAAAUCAAUCAUAUGUCUUGCAGUUAAUUGAGAAUUAGUGAUUGAUUGCUAAUCUGCUCCUUGAAACAAGAAGUUUAAUCUGAUUUGCUCUAAUUAACGUUGAUCUAUCAGUUGUAAAAUUGCAACAGAAUAUUUGCAAUUGAUCGCAAAUAUUUUCUUGCAACACCCUCUUAGACCCUCAGAAAUCUGUUUUACUUUAAUAAAAAGAUAAUAAUGCAUGCUUUCCAUAUUCUAGUCUGAUAAAUUGCCUUGGAUAGUAUAAUUACUAUACUUAUAGAAUGUUGAGUAAUUAUGCAGAUUUAUGCAAAAUUGUGUGGUAACUUAUUUUUCACCUAGUAUUAUUCCCAUCUCAUUUAUGAUUUUAGAAUGGAGUAAUGUUCAACUUUGGAAGAAAAAAAUAAUGCUUCAAAUGAGUCCAUGAUAUACAACCCUAGUAAUGUAAAAAAAAAAAUGGAAAAAAAAAAACUCAAGACUUGUUGUUGGCAUCACCUUGUAUUAUAUUUAUUGUAUUUUAAAAGCAUUUGCUAUAAUGAACAUUAUGUAAUGCAAUUGCUGUUUAGAAAUUUAAAUGGGUAUUGGUGUGUUAGCUUUAUUGAAUGUGUGAACUUCAGUUAAUCAUUUAAAUGUGAUGUAUGGUGUGUAUUCAUUUGACAUUCCAAGGUUAGACUUCAUUAACACUGCAUUUCAGCUCCGUCCAUUAUGAAGACUUUGACUAUAUUAUGUGGUAUAUCUCUAUUAUUAAUUUUUAUGUAAAAUAUCAUGAAUGAAAUACUAACACAUCCUUCAAUCAAGUGAAGAUAUUCCGAACUUCCAAGAUUUAAACAGAGAACAAAACAAAAAGGUUUUUUUUUCUGUGGAUACAUAUGACAUUAUUGUGCCUUUCAUCUAAUCACUUUUAUCCAUGUCAUGACUUGCAGCCUAUAAAUUGAAUACAAUUAUGCAAAUUUAACAUGGUCAUAAAGAUAUAUUUUUAAAAUGUAUGUUAAAACUAGUAAACACUUUGUACAAUAAAUAUAUUUUCUUUGGUUUGUUUUGAACAAAGCCUGUUUUUAUUUUAGCAAAUUAAAUAAAUCAUGGAUGAUUUUACAAAUCUAUUUGAAUUUUCUUCAAGAGAUAAGAAGAAAAUAUUCCACAAAAUAUUUUGUUGUUGUUUAUACUUAUAUACUUGAUUUAUACAAAUCUAUUUAAAAAAUGGUUUAAUGAAUGUGUAUGUGUAUAUGUGGAAAGUAUUUUGUAUGAAAAUGUUUAUUCCUCACUGAAUGCUAAAUAAUUUUGUCAUUUUAGUAUUUUAUGCAAUUGAUUUUAUGAUAUGAUUGAAAAGACAAAUUGCAUUAUGACAGCAGCUGAAUAGCUUGUGUAUUUAUCCUUAUAACAAAGAAAAAUGUAUUUACUGUGUUGAAUUAGGAUGAUAGUACACACUAAAGCAAGAAAAGAAGCGAAGAGUUUUUCAUUAGAUGCAAAGUUUAUUUUGUUUUCAUGUUAGUCAUUACAAUGAACCUUUGAUCUUGACUUAUAACAUUUGUUUGUUUUCCAACAUUGAUACAAGAAUAAUAAAAUACAAACAUUGUGAUGAUUAUUCACCAUUGUAAACAGUUGCAUUGUACCUUAAAAGCUGUGUAAACACUGUUAUCUAUAAUUCUUUAUAUUUUGCAUCCAUGUCUACCAACUUAAGAUGUGUGUGAUGAUUAACAGAACAUUUACAUGUAUGAUAUAUUUUAUAGUAUUGAUACCUUGUCCAAUUAAUUUCUUAUCGUUUUGAACAAUCUUUCAAUCAUGUAAUUAUUACUAAAAAUGUUUUACUUAAGUCCAUUUCCUCUGUUUGCUGUGUUGUAUGAAAAUAUUUGUAAAUAGAAAUAUUGUUUGUGUGUAGAAAAGUGUAUAUAUUUAUUUUUACAAGGAAUACAGAGAACAAAAGAAUCAUUGUACUAUAUAUUUGAAGUGAAAUAAAUUAUGAGAGGAAGUAAUAUA
Messenger RNA from Lytechinus pictus (painted urchin), 9586 nucleotides. RefSeq lists its product as uncharacterized. NCBI's taxonomy places the organism in Eukaryota, Metazoa, Echinodermata, Echinoidea, Temnopleuroida, Toxopneustidae. The record is from RefSeq and is a predicted model, not a curated record. The transcript is spliced from 48 exons. Bases 196 to 7203 code for a protein of 2335 amino acids.